Molecule: messenger RNA, 2254 nt
Organism: Porites lobata
Lineage: Eukaryota; Metazoa; Cnidaria; Anthozoa; Scleractinia; Poritidae
Source: the annotation of a GenBank genome assembly
AUGAUUUCUUCGGAGUUUUUCUUGGUGAUUUGUUCAUCUUUAUGGAUUGGAGUGAAACUUACUAUAUUUUUCAAGAAACGUUUCCGGUGGAGAGAACACUGUUUUGCCUGUUUAAGUUUGGAUAGCGCGAUUCUUCUCAUAAUCGCUGCGCAGUUUUUGCUGCCGAUGAUAACAGCAAGAUUGGAUAGCGCGAAUCUUAUUCCCAUAAUCGCUGCGCAGUUUUUGUUGCCGAAAGUUUGGUUAUUGCAGAUGAUAACAGCAGUGACAGCUAUGGUCUUGGCUAUCAAGGACAUGUAUUUGAUGAUGAAAAAUAAACGGGAAUUAGUCAAGUCCUUGGUGCUUGGUGCCUGCAUAAUUAUAUCCUGGGAGAGUGAACGGGGAUCAUGCAUUUUGCCCUUAUCUUCCGUGUUUUUUGCGCUAACUCAGUUCCUGCGAUGGCCAAGGUGGCUGAAAGAUUUCCUCAGUGAAGUGAGAAUCGUCUGUGGCCCUGCCUUUCCCAUUUCCGUCUUCGCAACAUGGUUGAAACAGAGCGAACCCUCUGGCUCGUCAUCCUGUGUUCUCGUUGCUGUACUCUGUUCCUCGGUAGCCGCCAUCUUUUUUCGCCCCGACAACUCUGAAGUUUUGGUCUUGUUUCAUCUGCCAGUCCCCAGCUCGAGGAACAGGAAAGUUUGUCAUGCAAUAUUGAUGUUUUUCAGUCUCCUUUGUUUGACAGUGCAUAUUCCUUGCAUUUACAGUAAACCUGCUUCUAUUGUGGUGGUCAUACUGUGCGUGUGUCUCUUUUUUGGCGCCACUGACACUGCGCACCGCGCGUAUCACCGUGACCGUGACUGACAAUAACGAUAACUUUACAAUUGAUGGGUAAGCACUUCUGUUAAAACCUCGGGAAAAUCCCUGGCUGCGGGGAUCAGUACCGGAAUCUGUUAGGCCUACUCUGGGACCUCAAGUCGCCAUAAUUUUAGGCGACUUGGGGCGAUUUAAGGCGACUUUAGGAAAAUUUGGUCAAAAUGUUGUGCGACUUAAGGCGAUUUAAGGCGACCUUAGGCGAUUUAAGGAAAAAAAGGUGACAUUUAGGUGAAUUAUAUGUUGGUGAAUAUGUUGCAGCUAAUUUUUUAUUUCAGUUAAUUUUUGGUUUUCCCUGCUUUAAAUUCAUUAGCAUACAUAAUCAUACCCAGAAACAAUGGAAAAAUAAAAAUUAACUGCAACAAAAAUUAACUACAACAUAUGCAAAAUUCAAAUAAUAAUAAUAAAUCCCUAGCUACCUCUCUAGGGACACAAUGUCAUAGCAUAAGUUAAUUCAGUCUUGAAGACAUCUACAUUAGUCUUCCAAAUUUUCAACAAUCUCAGCUUACCUAAUAUUUUGAACAUUAAAUAUCACUGGUAACUUGCGUUGCAGAUGUAUUCUCACCCUGGUAAGUAACAUUUGCGAAGCAGCACUAACAUCCUUGUUCUGGGCCCCAACGUACUCAACGAAUUACCAGCAUUCUGAGUUUCCCUUCAACAUGUUUGGCAAAUUGACAAUGGCAUUUUUAACAGUCCAGUCCUGGCAGGUACUCAAAUUCUGAUACACACACGGGGGAACCAGAACUAGGAUUUUACCGCUGUUUUGCCGACGGACUGAACCCAGAGUUUAGUUCCAUCUGUGGCACAGGCUAAUAUCAAGGGUGUUGGUUUAGUAUUACAUUUGCAGAGACAAAAUCUGAGUUAGAAGAAACCAAAAUGGUAAAUUCUCUCUUAGCCUUUAAAAUGCAUUAUUUUACAAUAUAAGGGACAAAACAUCAAUGGUUCAUGCAUUUCUUUUUCCAAAAAAUAAAACCCUAAAAGUGCAGUAUUUCAGUACAUCUCUGUAAAAUACUGUAAGCUGGUUUUUAGCAAAAACUUUAUAUUGAAGUGUCUUUUUUUCAUAAUUUUAAGUAAUUAAUUUAAAACAUCAAAAUCACUUAUCGAUAUCGCACAUUAUGGAAAUGACGAUCCCCAUUGUAUGUCUUCGCAGUUGCUCUGCAAAGAGGGUGUUUUUCCAAUUGAAUUCAAAAUAUAAAGUUGGUAGUUCUCGCCGUAUAUAUUGCUCCUUUCCUGUCUCAGUCAAACAAAACACUUCCAAAUACUUGCUUCGCCGGUGAACCAUACUCUCUUUCUAUGGUCCGUUUGGAAACUUUCCAGUCGUGUUGAUUUCAUGAGUGCAUUUAUACACCAGCAGAAACAACUAAGCUUUGCUUCAGCAAACCUCGCUCUGCUCCACGUAGCCUGAGAUCAUGCC